ACAGCUGAAAGAGGACGUGAAGGGGCACGAGGGACUUCCUGUUCAGGCUUUAACUUUGACAGAAGAAAGGAGACAAAACAACCAUCGGGACACAGCCGCGCAGUUUAAGAAAACGAUGUGCGCGUCUGCAUCAGAACUUACGGUCCAAGCUGUAGACUCCGUCAGGAAUGCAUGGGGCGUUUAGGUGCAUCUCGUAAACUCAGCAAUCGUACCCCCAGAAGCCGUGGUGUUUAUUUGAACGGCUGUGGUAUUAUUAUUAUCAGAAACGUGGUGGCCACAAGAGACCCAGACAUCAUGGCUCCCAGCACCAUGACAACGCCUCAAACAAGAAUCGGAAGAUUCACAUGGAUGACAAACAGUACAGCUGUGAUCAAUGCCCAUCCACUUUCGCUCGACUGCAGACUUUCUUAACGCACCAGCGUGUUCACACAGGAGAGAGACCGUACAGCUGUGACACAUGUGGCUCAGCUUUCACUCAGUUGUCUCAUCUGAGGAGGCACGAGCGAAGUCACAUCGGGAAGAAACCAUACAGGUGUGAUCAGUGCCCUUCCACUUUCACUCAACUAAGUGGUUUCUUGAUCCACCAGCGUGUUCACACAGGAGAGAGACCGUACAGCUGUGACACAUGUGGCUCAGCUUUCACUCAGUCAUCCCAUCUGAGGAAGCACAAACGAAGUCACACCGGGGAGAGGCCAUACAGCUGUGAUCAGUGUGGUCAGACUUUUACUCUAAAAUGUAGUCUGAACACUCACUGCAUACGUUUGCACACAGCAGAGAAACCAUACAGCUGUGACCAGUGUGGUAAAAGUUUUGCAUUGAAAUUUUCCCUGAAAGUCCACCAGCAAAUCCACACCGGAGAGAGUCCGCCCUGGUGUGAGGAGUGUGGAAAACCUUUUUCUCACACGUGCUCCCUUAAAAGUCAUCAAAGAGUUAUCAUUGGAGAAAGGCCGUACAGCUGCGACAAGUGUGGGAAAAGUUUCAAGCAGAAAUGUAUUUUACAAAAACACAGCAAAACUCACACUGGAGAGAAGCCAUACAACUGUGAGGAGUGCGGGCAGAGUUUCACCCGCCCGUGCUCUCUGAGGAAACAUCAGCGUAUCCAUACCGGAGAAAGACCGUACAGCUGUGAUGAGUGUGGGAAAGCCUUCAGUCGGCAGUUCAGCCUGACAUGUCACAUGCGAAUCCAUACAGGAGAAAAACCAUACUGGUGUGAGGACUGCGGGCAAACGUUCCGUCACAAGGGCACCUUCAAACAACACCGAGAACAACAUCAGAACAGGACAGAGAACUUGGAGCUGGGAUCAGCAGAAGUCUCUUUAUAAAAUAACCAUUUCAUGUUUCAUGUAGAAGAUUUUCAGAUCUUCUUCCUUUUUACUGUCUGCAGUGGAAUUCCAUCUGAGAUUGUUCUAUUGUUCAGAACAUCAUAAACACAUUUGUGUGG
Molecule: messenger RNA, 1441 nt
Organism: Maylandia zebra (zebra mbuna)
Lineage: Eukaryota; Metazoa; Chordata; Actinopteri; Cichliformes; Cichlidae
Source: RefSeq, a predicted model, not a curated record